Cryptomeria japonica (Japanese cedar) is the source of this 1244-nucleotide messenger RNA. Its product is annotated as outer envelope pore protein 24A, chloroplastic. Bases 202 to 879 code for a protein of 225 amino acids. NCBI's taxonomy places the organism in Eukaryota, Viridiplantae, Streptophyta, Pinopsida, Cupressales, Cupressaceae. The transcript is spliced from 3 exons. Gene Ontology annotation, molecular function: voltage-gated monoatomic cation channel activity. Gene Ontology annotation, biological process: regulation of monoatomic ion transmembrane transport. The record is from RefSeq and is a predicted model, not a curated record.
GUCAUUAGCGUCUCUUCUUCUAAAUAUGUUUGGUAGGUUCUAUCGUCUGUUUUUUGAAGCCAAAUGCUUGCCAGGAAAUAGAACUCGGUAUCCGCUACCUCUUCAAUUAAGCUGAAAUGAACGAAAAACUGGUAAAAAAAUAGACCAUAUCUUCUGAAAUCGCCUGUAUUGUCUCUGAAUAGAGAGUCUUGUUGGUGGAAUAUGGAAAAUACACCACCAGAAAAACCCAUAAGAAAGGUAACCAAGGGUUCCAUCAAGAGCAAAUAUGAUGUCUAUUCAAGAGCUGCCUCUGCAACAUUCUCAGUGAAUGUUGGAGAUCUGAAAUUGAAGACCACGUGCACUGAUGCCACCUUUGUCAAAGGUCCCUGCUUGAAUGGUAUUGUUCUGGGCGUGGAGAAGCCUGGCUUCUUUAUGAUGGAUUAUGAUCUGCCCCAAAAGGCUGCAAAUUUCCAAUUCAUGAGCUCUGCAAAAAUUUCAGGAAAACAAUUGAAAUUGACAUACAUACAUGCUCAAAAGGCCAACAGGACCAUGUUGGAUGGCAGUUUGGUAUUUGAUCCAUCUAACAAGCUCUCAGCUAACUAUAGUUUCAUGGCUGGGAGUGGGCAGCUGAAAUACUCUUAUAUUCAUCAAGGAGACAGGACAUUUGAGCCAGCCUAUGAUUUUAAAACCAAUUCUUGGAAUUUUUCGAUGUCCCAGAAGGUCUAUGGAGCUGAUACUCUUAAGACUUCAUAUGAUACUUUUAACAAGCGGCUUGGGUUGGAAUGGACUAGAGAAUCAAAAGAUGCAGGUUCUUUUAAGGUUUCAGCAUCAGUGAAUAUCGACGCAUUGAAUAAAUCACCAAAGUUAAUUGCAGAGAGGACGUGGAAUAUUGAAAUUUGAUAUAUCAUAAUCACAGCAUCCUGCUGCUGAAUUGUAUGUGUUUUAGGAUACUGUUCACUGCCGCAUGUCUUUUGCUGUUGGUAUGUUUUUAAACAAUUUUCCUCCCCAACAUUCAAAAUGUGCUGUUGAGAUACCAUUUCUUGAAUAAGGCUCAUUCUUUCUUGAGAUUGAUUUGAUGAUUGGGAUGGAAGCAUGGCUUCCAAAUUGGGUCCCUCUGAUUGAUGAAUUGUAUUGGUCAGAAGUUAUAGCUUCUUUAACUAAAAUACAUUGAGAAUAUUUGAAUAUCCAUAGCCAAAAUGUCAUAACUUAAUGGCACUAGUGUUCUGCCAAUUUAAAAGUAUUUGAAUAAAUUCUUAAAUUAAGCA